AUGCCACAUUACCAGUUUGCAAUAAACCAGACGGGCCCUUGGGGAGGCUGUGAGCUCAAGGGGAUUCCAUUGAGUGGCCACCGGAUACUAGGGAACCUGGGCUCUGUCAUUCUAUGCGGUUUCGCCAUCUUUGUGUCAGCAUUUUUGAUAUACCGAUCAGAUCGCAAAAAGGCCGCGGUUGGACGGAGGGAAAUGCAGUUAUUCCUCUUGGGCUAUAUGUUGGUCGAGUUGUGUGAAAUCUUCAGCGUUGGCGAGUUUCCUCUGAACUCCAAAGUUCGCCUUGCAUUUUCGGGCAUGCACCUUGGCUUCAUCGUGGCGACAAUGUGGAUAUUGAUGAUAAACGCGCUGGUUGGGUUCCAAAUUCUCGAUGACGGAACGCCCCUGUCUCUGGGGCUGAUCAUUGCAUCGGCAGCGAUCCUGUUCAUUGGGACUGGCUACAUUGCGCUCGACACAGGGUUCAGCUGGACGGGGCACUUCGAUUCCUCGCUAUCUGGGCACAACCGCAAUAUCGCGCUCUAUGUUCUAUACCAACUGGCGCCGUUGGUUUUUCUCGUUGCAUACUACGUGCUGGAGGCAUAUCUGGUGCUAGCUGUGCUCGGCGAGGCACGACCGCUGAUCUAUCUGACGGCGGCGGCGGUCCUGUUUGCUCUCGGUCAGAUAUUCAACUACACGAUCAGCUCACACAUCUGCAACGGCACGUCGGGAAAGAUCGACGGCGCGCUGUUUGAGACGCUGUUCACGUUCCUUGCCGUCGUGGUGUUAUGGAUAUUCUGGUCCAGCAUUACAGAGGAUGACUGGCCAAUUACUGCCUCCUAUACCUAG
This is a messenger RNA of Grosmannia clavigera kw1407, 822 nucleotides long. Its product is annotated as export control protein chs7. Gene Ontology annotation, biological process: protein folding. The record is from RefSeq and is a predicted model, not a curated record. The transcript has 5 exons. Gene Ontology annotation, cellular component: endoplasmic reticulum membrane. Lineage: Eukaryota; Fungi; Ascomycota; Sordariomycetes; Ophiostomatales; Ophiostomataceae. Bases 1 to 822 code for a protein of 273 amino acids.